Messenger RNA from Adineta steineri, 570 nucleotides. NCBI's taxonomy places the organism in Eukaryota, Metazoa, Rotifera, Eurotatoria, Adinetida, Adinetidae. The record is from the annotation of a GenBank genome assembly.
AUGUUAGUAUUUUAUUGUUGUAUAGUUCGAAUUUUAUUGAAUAUUAUAGCUGUGUCUUCAUGUUGUGAACAAACAUUAAAUUUACUUGAUAAACAUACAAAAUGUACAUGUCAUUAUUUUAAUUUUAAUGAAAAUUGCUUAGCAAAAAAUAUACAUACAAAAUUAAUGUCAGUUGAUCCAUCUACUUGUUCUUUUCUAUCAUCUCGAUUAUCAAUAAAUAUUAUACCUUCUCUAGAAUAUCUUUCUAAUGUUCAAUGUAUUUCAACUAUUGCUGAUUUUUGUUUUUGGUAUGAUGUACGAUCUGCAUUAUUAGAUAUUAUUGAUCGAAUAGUAACAAUGAAUGCAACUCAAAUUUAUCUAACUGAAAAAAUAUCUCCAACUAUAGUAAAAUUACAUAUUCCACCAAUAAAUACAGUUUAUCGAAAGAUUCGACGACCAAAAACUUCAAUUGCAGUACAAACAUCACAUGAUUAUGAUCAACGACGAAAUGCUAAAGUACAAGCAAAUACAGUGACAAUUUUUUCAUUACAAAAACCAAAUCUUUCUUCAUCGAAAUUAUUUUUAAAUUAA